AUGGUGAUGGCUACAACUAUAUCAAUCUACGCUAGUCCACCUAGCAGCGCGUGCUCCACGCCGCACCAGAUCACCGCCUCUGAUCUCGAUCCCGCCUCCAGAAACUUGUCGACAUCUCCUUCUAAACCGAUCGUCGUCGGAGGUCUCUCUUCGCUCUUCUCCGCCAAAGCAGACGACUUUUCUCCUUUCCGCCACCAUGAUCGAAGCGAGGAUUGUAAAGAUCUGAGCUUUACGAGCUCCUUCUGUUAUUCUCCGGCGAGACUUCAUCACCACCGACGAGAGCACCACCAAAGCCCGAUCUCGGUCCUUCACGGUCCCGUCUCGUGCAGCUGCAGCCCGCCGAUGAGAAUCGGAAGCUCCCACCGCGCAGGAGGAGGAGCUAACGGAUUGUUCAGUAGGUUCGUGAGGAAAGCCGUUGGCUCGUGUGUUGAUUACGAGCUGGGACCACCGUCGGAUGAGCUAACGUUGUUUCCGAUGGAGGAUGGAUCGGAGACGAAACAGCCGUACGCUAUGGAUUUGCUCAGACGUGCUCAGCUUAGGCACAAGAUUUUCGAAGAUGAGUGUGUCAUCAAAGCGUUUUACGAGGCAGAGAGAGCUCAUAGAGGACAGAUGAGAGCUAGUCGUGAUCCUUACUUGCAGCAUUGUGUUGAGACUGCUAUGUUGUUGGCUAACAUCGGAGCUAACUCAACCGUUGUCGUCGCUGGGCUUUUACACGAUACUAUGGACGAUUCAUUCAUGACCUACGAUUAUAUCCUCAGAAACUUUGGAGCUGGUGUUGCUGAUUUGGUCCAAGGGGUUUCAAAGCUUAGCCAACUAAGCAAACUCGCUAGAGAGAACAACACAGCGUGUAAGACCGUCGAAGCUGAUAGAUUGCAUACGAUGUUUCUUGCAAUGGCCGAUGCGAGAGCUGUUCUCAUCAAACUAGCAGAUCGUCUCCACAACAUGAUGACGCUUUACGCUUUGUCCCCAGUGAAGCAGCAGAGGUUCGCUAAGGAGACUCUCGAGAUCUUCGCGCCUUUGGCUAACCGGUUGGGAAUCUCUAAAUGGAAAGUUCAGCUUGAGAACCUCUGUUUCAAGCAUCUUUACCGGCACCAGCAUGACGAGAUGUCAACCAUGCUUGAGGAUUCGUUCGACGAAGCCAUGAUUACUUCUGCGAUAGAGAAACUGGAGCAAGCUCUGGAGAAAGAAGGCAUUUCUUACCAUGUUCUGUGUGGUCGGCACAAGAGUUUGUAUAGUAUUUACCGCAAGAUGUUGAAGAAGAAGCUAACGGUGGAUGAGAUUCAUGACAUUCAUGGGUUACGUUUGAUUGUUAACAACGAAGGGGAUUGUUACAAGGCCUUAGGAGUAGUUCAUAGUUUAUGGUCUGAAGUUCCUGGGAAGCUAAAAGAUUACAUAACUCAUCCCAAGUUCAAUGGGUAUCAAUCUUUGCACACGGUAGUGAUGGACAAUGGAACGGUUCCACUUGAAGUCCAGAUACGUACACAAGAGAUGCAUUUGCAAGCUGAGUUUGGGUUUGCAGCUCAUUGGAGGUACAAGGAAGGGGACUGCGAAUACUCUUCGUUUGUACUUCAGAUGGUUGAAUGGGCUCGGUGGGUUGUAACGUGGCACUGCGAAACAAUGAGCAAAGACCGGUCUUCCAUUUGUUCUUCUGACUCCAUCAAACCCCCUUGCAAGUUUCCUUCUCACUCUGAGGACUGCCCUGCUUCUUACAAGCCUAACAGUAGCCAGGACGGGCCAGUCUAUGUCAUCGUAAUCGAAAAUGACAAGAUGUCUGUGCAAGAGUUUCCAGCGAGUUCAACAGUCUCGGAUCUGCUGAGCAGGGCGGGGCCUGGGAGCUCGAGGUGGUCCAUGUAUGGCAUACCAGCAAAGGAGGAGCUACGGCCUAGGCUAAACCAGAGGCCUGUAAGCGACCUCAAGUGGAAGCUGAAGAUGGGUGAUGUGGUGGAGCUGACUCCACCUAUUCCUGAUGAGUCUCUGCCUGAAUACAGGGAAGAGAUUCAACGGAUGUAUGAUCGAGGGCUCGCGUUUUCUCGCCCCGGGACCAUGGUUGGAUGGGGAAGCUGAUUAGUCCCUCUCUGAUUGUUGAUUUAGUCCGUGCAUAUGUAAUGUAUAUAAUUGUAAUGAUUAGUUUUGUUGUACAUAACAAUGGUUCUGUUGAUUCAAUGCAAGCUGAAAAGAAUUUAAUGGAAAUUUCAAAAUUUGA
This is a messenger RNA of Brassica rapa (field mustard), 2203 nucleotides long. RefSeq names its product probable GTP diphosphokinase RSH2, chloroplastic. Gene Ontology annotation, cellular component: chloroplast. The record is from RefSeq and is a predicted model, not a curated record. Gene Ontology annotation, biological process: guanosine tetraphosphate metabolic process. NCBI's taxonomy places the organism in Eukaryota, Viridiplantae, Streptophyta, Magnoliopsida, Brassicales, Brassicaceae.